AGAAGCCGAAGGAUGACACAGUCGUGCAGCAUGGAAAGCAAAGGGCUGGUGGCUGAGCUGCAGAGAGCAGCUAUCUGCCCGGCCUGCAGGGGUCACUUUAAGGACCCAGUGAUCCUCGACUGUGACCACAGCUACUGCCGGGCUUGUAUCACUCGCUACUGGGAUGCGGAGGCCACAAAGGAGAAUGGCCCUCGGGUUGUAUCUUGCCCCCAGUGCAAGAAAGUCUUUGAGAGGAGGAACCUCCGCACCAACGUCAAGCUGGCAGUAGAAGUCAAGAUCACCCAACACCUCAACGCCAAGACAGCCCAGGCACCCCUUGCCCCAAAGUCCAAGCGCCGCCGUGGAGGGUGGAGGCCCACAACCAGCAUCCCAAAAGAAAAGGAAAGCUUCCGAGAAUUCUGCAGCUGUUAUGGUGACAUGGCAAAACCGUCCUGCCCGAAGGCUGAUGGCUGGAAAGAAGCAAGGCCAGAAUAGUGAAUGCAAUACAGAAAGAACAAACAAAGCUGCUUUCAAACAGCUAAUGUUUGGAUACCUUCACCACCCAUUUUCACCUGAAUAGUCAACCAAGAGCUCUUCCAAGUGACUCUGUUUUCCAAAACCCACUGCAUGGAAGGGAUGGAGAAGUUAAUGUGGCUGCCAGUCCUGAAUUCUGGAUACAUUGAGAAAAAUGUCCUUUGUUGAUGCCUGGAAACAUCUGGACUUCACUUCUUCAUAUCCACUUCAACAGAACCCUUAACAGUAGCACCAAAUUUCAGGAUUGAAGUUGCCUCUAGUUCCACCCAUAACUGAGCAGAUCAGAUUUUUGGAUGGAAAUGCCUUUGCUUCAAGGCCAAGACUUCGAAGCUCUAAUCAGCGCUCUGGAAAAACCCAUCUCUGCCUCCUCCAAAUGUCACUAGAUAUGGGCGACAUGACAGAAGGAAGCUUGUGGGGGUUUCGUCUUUUAGGUUGCUGCUGAAUCUAGAUUGAAAAUUAAUCUGGAAAGGGGGAAUUGAUGUCAGACAAGGAUAGGAAACCAGGGCACUGGAGCUGUAAUCCUCCAAAAGGUAUAUAAUGCAAUUGCACCAAACCUGUGUGGCAACCAAUAUAUCCCUGCCACAGCUACCAGGAGCAGUCCGUCAGCAAAAAGCUGUAAUGUGUGUAAUUUUCCUGUAAACUAACAGAAUAUUGUGGGCAAUGUAUCUUUAAUCUUCUAGCCCAGGGCAGGAGGAAGCUCCAUGUUAAAGUCACCUGGGUCAGAGUUGAAGGGAGAUAGUGGGCCUUGGUUUGUCUGAGCUUCUUGAGUUAGUUGUCUACCAUUUCACUCCUGGAAUUCAUUUCACUGGUCACUUUCCUUCAUCUUCUUUCCUGAUGGAAACUGUUUCCACCUUUUGCAUUCAUAGAAUCAAAAAGGGCUGGAAGGGGCCCUGGAAGUUUUCUAAUCCUACUGAAGUGCAGGAGACCUUGUCCUAUCCCAGGCAAAUGGCUGUCCAAUCUUUUCUUGAAAACCUCCAGCAAUUGAGCACCCACAACUCCAGGAGGCAAGCUGUUUUUUUACUUUGAUACACCAACGCCACCACAGUGUGGAUUAGUGUGGUAACCUGGUCUGUUUGUUGCUUAGGAGAAAGUGCAGAUCAGGCUUCAAUGGCUCGUUCAACAGACAAGAACAAAUACCAACUGAAUAUUAUUCACAAACCCAUUCUAUGCCGAUCUUUGAGUGGCAGCAAAAAUGAUAGCAUUUUUGGCAUGAAAUCACAUUUGCUGAAGAUCACUGUACAAUCAUUCCUCAAACCAUCAAGAGGUGGAAACAGUAGGACUUGGGGGGAAGAAACAUCACUGAUGUCAACCAGUUUCUAUAAAGUUGAGCCAGAGUCUGCCAAAAGUGGUGGCACAGUGGUUAGAAUGGAGUAUUGCAGGCUAACUCUGCAUUCCCACAGCCAGGAGGUCGAUUCUGACCGGCUCAAGGUUGACUCAGCCUUCCAUC
Molecule: messenger RNA, 1960 nt
Organism: Notechis scutatus (mainland tiger snake)
Lineage: Eukaryota; Metazoa; Chordata; Lepidosauria; Squamata; Elapidae
Gene: RNF39
Product: ring finger protein 39
Source: RefSeq, a predicted model, not a curated record